Molecule: messenger RNA, 1887 nt
Organism: Notechis scutatus (mainland tiger snake)
Lineage: Eukaryota; Metazoa; Chordata; Lepidosauria; Squamata; Elapidae
Source: RefSeq, a predicted model, not a curated record
AUGAAUUUACAUAGAGAUACAGAAUGCGAGAAAAAGCUUAUCACAGAUGCUCUGAGUAGAAACCAAUUUCUGAAAAGGCUGGACCCUCAGCAGAUUAGAGACAUGGUAGAAUGUAUGUACGGAAGGACAUACCAGCAAGGAAACUACAUAAUCAAACAAGGGGAACCUGGCAACCAUUUAUUCGUCCUGGCAGAAGGUAGAUUGGAGGUUUAUCAACAUAACAAAUUUCUGUCAUCGAUUCCUAUAUGGACAGCCUUUGGAGAACUGGCUGUUUUGUAUAAUUGCACAAGGACAGCCUCAGUAAAAGCUGUCACCAGUGUGAAAACAUGGGCAUUAGACAGAGAGGUUUUCCAAAAUAUCAUGAGAAGAACAGCUCAAGCAAGGCACGACCAAUAUAGAAACUUUCUGAGAAGUGUUUCUUUACUGAAGAAUUUACCCGAAGAUAAGCUAACCAAGAUUAUAGACUGCUUGGAAGUGGAAUACUAUGACAAAGGUGAUUAUGUUAUCCGGGAAGGAGAGGAAGGAAGUACCUUUUUUGUUAUAUCCAGGGGAAAGGUUAAGGUUACCCAGACCCCGGAAGGGCAGGCCCAGCCUCAUUUGAUUAAAACACUGCAGAAAGGAGAUUAUUUUGGAGAAAAAGCCUUGAUCAGUGAUGAUGUCAGGUCUGCUAAUAUAAUUGCAGAUGAAAAUGACGUGGAGUGCCUUGUUAUCGACAGAGAAACUUUUAAUCAAACAGUUGGAACGUUUGAAGAACUUCAAGCAUACCUCGUGGGUUAUGUAGCAACUUUGGCUCGAGAUGAUGAAAAAAGGCACGCUCAAGUCUCUUUCGUGGAUCGGCUUCCUCGCAAUGUCUCUCUAGAGAUGAUUCAGUUGAAAGAAAAGGUCACCCAAUUUCCUGCCUCCUGCCCUUUUGAGCACCUGGAGAUUGUUGCGACUCUGGGUGUCGGUGGAUUUGGAAGAGUUGAACUUGUGAAAGUUAAGAAUGAGAACAUAACAUUUGCCAUGAAAUGCAUUAAGAAGAAGCACAUAGUGGAUACCAAGCAACAGGAACAUAUUCACUCCGAAAAGAAAAUUCUAGAAGAGGCCUGUUCACCAUUCAUUGUGAGGUUGUAUCGCACUUUCAAAGACAACAAAUACGUUUAUAUGCUCUUAGAAGCCUGUCUUGGAGGUGAGCUAUGGAGCAUCCUCAGGGACAGGGGUAGUUUUGAUGAAACCACUACAAAAUUCUGUGUUGGUUGUGUGACAGAAGCUAUUGAAUAUUUACAUUCUAUGAGUAUAAUCUACAGGGAUUUGAAACCAGAAAAUUUAAUUUUGGAUGCCCAGGGUUAUAUAAAGUUGGUUGACUUUGGGUUUGCUAAGAAGAUCAGAGCAGGGCAAAAGACCUGGACUUUCUGUGGGACUCCUGAAUACGUCGCACCUGAAGUCAUUCUGAAUAAAGGCCACGAUUUCAGUGCGGAUUUUUGGUCCCUCGGAAUUCUUGUGUACGAACUGCUUACAGGAAAUCCUCCCUUUACUGGAGUCGAUCAAAUGAUGACCUACAAUUUGAUUUUAAAAGGCGUUGAGAGACUGGAUUUUCCCAGAAUAAUAACCAAGCGCCCUGAGGAUUUGAUUCGGCGGCUUUGCAGACAAAGUUCUACAGAGAGAUUAGGAAAUCUAAAAAAUGGAAUCCAUGACAUUAAGAGGCACAGGUGGCUGAAUGGUUUUAAUUGGGAAGGACUCAAAGCAAUGAAGUUAUCAUCACCCCUUAAAAGAGAGCUUUCAGGUCCUAUGGACUACAGCCACUUCGACCGAUACCCACCGGAACAGGGAAUUCCACCCGAUGAACUUUCAGGCUGGGAUAAAGAUUUCUAAGAAGGCGGCUAGUGGUGUAAUUGUCCUCACUCACAG